GUACAAUAAUUAAUGUAGUAAACCAAUACGUACUUGUAAUGAAUUCCAAAAGCGAAAUGUAUGAACGAACGACCGGAACGCUCGUUAUCGUAGAUUCACUGGCCGAGACGGUGAGACCUUUAACGAGACGAUGUCGUCUCGGGCGCGCGAUAAGGAAUAUUGAGAACUGAUUACUUGGAAAUGGGACUUCUGCGGAAAUCGCCCGUUUCGAUAACAUUAAUGUUUAUCAGAGGCAUACACCGAAUGAUCAAAAUGCUCUAAUAAAGGACCGGCGGAGGGGGUGUAAUAACGUGUGGGAAAAGUAUUUCGUUUUCGAUUUUUUUCCCGCGUAUACCAUGCUGUCGUUGAACAAACACCGCUUAUGGUCUUUGAAUGUCAUAUGGUUUUUGACUACAUGAUUAUGAACGCCUUUCGUUUUGAUCUUUUUUUUACCGUCAAUCUUAUAAGCAUAAGAUUUGGUACGUAAUGCACAAAAUUCUGUGAUUGUUUGCCCAUCUGUCUCGUGAUCUAACAGACCAGGUAUUUUCUUCCUCUCUCCGACAUAGUACAGGUGGUCUUUUGGUAAGUUAGCUGUGUCCGUGCACUCCAAAAGUUCAGGUUUACUCAGCAGGUCCAUGUAAAAAUCUUAAGUCUUGAUAUAAUAUACCAACGAACGAGUCUAGAACAAAAAAAUAAUAAAAUCAUAGUCAAGUUUUGAAACAUAUAAGAAAAAUAAUAAUAAUUUAUCUGUAUCGGUAUACAUCAAAUUGAUGUUGUCUUUGAAAUGCUUUUUCAUAACGUUGUAGUGGUAUACAUACAUUUUGGUUUUUUAAAUAUCUAGUAUAGCAAAUUCAAUGUAAAUCGGCUUACAGAAAUGUAUGAUUUUUUUUUUUCCAGAGUGAUAGCCCCUAGGUUCUCAUUGUACGUUGUACAAUGUUUGAACGUUGUAUUAUUUAUCAUUUUUUGUGCUUUGACUCAAUAUAAGUUAGACAUAGAUUCCAUCAUCUUACUUAGAAAAUUAUAUUAAUAUAAUAACAAUCAAGUUUUAAUAAUUAUAAUAAAUUACCAAAAAUAGCAUUGUUCAUAAGUUUGUAGAAAUCUUUUUCGAAAUUACUAGCUGCCUUCUCCCUCAUCUCUGUGUUUAAGUUUAUGUAUUUUGUGAUACGUCAGGCUGCGCUAGAUUAGCUCAUGUAUAUUUCCCUUUUCUACUCGCCCUCUAACGGGGACGGUGGACACUAAGCGGUCCGAUCCCCCGUCACCCGCCUACCAUGUCGUUCGUGAGGCAUGUCCAAGGAAUUAGAAUGUGUAUAGAAUGGUCGCGCCACGAUAUGUGUUAAGACGUCCUUCGGUUUCUUUUAAAAAUGUCGCGUCACUGCAGUGCCAUUUACUGAAUAUUGUAGUAAACCAACUGCAUGAUGAUGUUCAUCAUCACAAAUUACAAUUCUAUAUACAAUACUACAACAUUACUAUUCUGAGCUACAACCGUGGACUUCUCCUUUCUAUGUCUUUAUUAUCUUUAACGGAUAUUUAUCAUGGUUAUAGAUCAGUUAUCUAUCUACCUCGAUAAAGCGGCUCUGUUAUCAAUUUUUGGUCUUAUCAUGAGUUCAGUUUAGAUUUCUUGAUAAAAUUAGUAACAAAUACUGUAAUAAUUAUUACUACUUACUACAUUUAUAGAAUUUAUUGGUAAUAUUAAAUUCUGAAUUCAAAUUAAUUGUUACCCAAGUACCGUAACAUAUUAUUAUUUCAAUGUAACGGUAAAGACUUGUAAUUUCAAUAUUACUUCUUUUUGAAUGUAAUAAGUAACAAACCAACAGAGAACUAAUUUCAUUUUCUACGACAUUACACACUAAGUACCUUGGUAUUUAUUAAUGUAGAUAAAGUAUUAUUUAAAUAUAAUGCAAUUUGUAAUGAACAUACUAUUAUAGGCGUUAUUGGAAAUCUUCAAAAAUAUUAGUGUAAUUAUGGCGAUUGAAGAGUUUACAAUAGCCGUGGUUUGUUCAAGCAACAUGAAUCGUAGUAUGGAGUCGCAUGCUUUUUUAAGGUACGUUAAGUUAAUUUACUACCUAUUUGAAUUGUUUAUACCAUGUAAAUAUAAAUAUUCUUAUAUUCCUAUAUUAAUAUAAACCCAAAAUAAUAGGCUCGGUUAAGCAUCAAUCUAUAACUUUUUCUUGGUUGUAGGCAUUUUAAGACCAUUUCAAGUCUAGCUUAGUUAUUUUACGUCCUUUUUAUCAAAUCUCCCAGUCUUUUCCCAGCCACUUUCUUGUAUACUAACUUUGUUCUAUCACUGCUUUUAUUAGUAUUUAAUUAUAGGUACAUUACUUAUCUAUAACAUUGUCACUAAACAUUGCUUCAUAAUCUUAAAGAUGUAUCUAGAUUAAAUAAUUUGUUUUACAAAUUGUUAGAAAUAUUCUAAUAGAAUUGUGGAUCUCAAAUUUCUCAAACAAUACUACUACUAUCUAAAAAUAAAAUAAAAUAAAAAUAUUGAAAUUAGGUUUAAUUGUUAAGACUUAUUGGUAAUUUAUAAAAAAGAUUAAGGAAAACAGGAAUAAGUUUAUUUUGUACAUCCUCAGAUUUCAAAUUUUUUUCAACACAUGUAUUUUUGAAUAUUAAAUACAAUGGUAUGUACAAUCAGAAUUUUUUGGUUGAACUUUCUUUCAAAUUUAUCACACCUUAAAGUCUGAUAUUAUGGUGUAAUGUGAUUGUUGAAAACAUUAAUUAGGUACUACAAAGUUUUUUCCAUUUUUUUCCAUUAGGCUCUGUCUUGCAUGUAUUAACAAACAAGUGUAUGGGCUUUAGUUUCUAUUCAACCGUCUGCAAGAAAGUAGUUAUUGUAUUUACCGUGUAGUUUUUUAAAUAAUUGAGAGAAAAUGUAAGAAAAACAGGAAACUGAAAGCUUGUAGCAUUAAUGGUUUAAUUACUUUUGAUUCUGUUUCUUUGUUGUCAUUCAGUUAAUAAUACUCAUUAAACUUCAAAAUUUUCAUAGAAUACUUAUUUUAGCCUUUUCUGGACAUGGUUUAUCUACCUAACUUUCAUCUACAUCAGUGGCACAUCUGUCGGGCAUAUUGGCACUUUCUCUUUCCUUUGAUUUUUUUAGUUUGUUCUUUUUAAUCUUUUCCCAGGGAUUCAUUGUUAUAUUAUUAUUGCCAUAGUAUGAAAAUUAUUUUAACAUGUGAUGAUUGAUUUACUGCUGGAUUUAGUCUGUUUAUUGAUAGGUAUAAAUCUGUAAUUUAUUAUAGUAAUAAUAACAUAAUCUUAUCAAUUAUCAUAUAUUUUUGUAUUUAUUAUUUUUUUUAGUUGAUUACUUGGAGAAUCAAUAUUUGACUGAAAUUUUCUGUUAUACAUAUAAUCACAUUGAAUUAUAUUAUAUUAUAAUUUAAUUCCUUUCUUUUUAAAUUUAAAUUUUGAUUUUUUUUUUUACAGUAAAAAAGGUUUUAAUGUUCGAUCAUUUGGAACUGGUGAUAAGGUGAAAUUACCUGGAAUGGCUCCUGACAAACCGAAUAUUUAUGAUUUUGGAUCUUCAUAUGACGAAAUUUAUAAAGAUUUAUAUAAUAAAGAUAAAACUUAGUAUCCUUUAAUUUAUAAUAAUUAGGUAAUAGAAAUGUAUACAUAAUUCUGAAUACGAAACAAAUAAAUAAAAUAUAAUAUAAACCAUAACUAAGACAAGGCUAACACUAAAAAAAAAGGGCGAGUGGCCACCUACAUAAUUCUGAAAUGUACAAAUGUGGAAUGUAUUAAUCUUGAAAAAUAACAAGAUCAGUUCACCAUUUUAAAUUAUUAUUUAGUGAUUUUAAGUUAAAAUGAAUAAACUUACUUCACAUAACUUGGUUGAACUUUGGUUUUUGGUUAACCCAUCAACGUCGAGAAUUAUUUAAGUUAAAACUUAGUACUUUUUGUACUACUCAAGAUUAAAAUACAUUUUUUUUAAAAAUUUAAAAAAAAUACAAUUUUUGAGAUUUAGUGUGGGUAUACCAUUGCCCAAUGGUUUUUACUCUCAAAAAAUGGUUUACUUCGUGAUUAAUUAGAUCUAAAAUACAACAAAAAAAAGUCACUUGUCUUUUUUUGAUUAUAGCAAUAUUUCUGAUAGAAAACAUAGUUUGUAAAAAUUAAAAACAACGAAAUUAGUAACGCAGCGGUGUGCUUUGAAUAUUUGCUGUUUUUCGAUAAUUAUAUUUUGGUUUUCUUAAUUAUUAUGAAAAACCCUUAAAAAAUCAAAAACUGACCUAUCUAAUGCACCAACUAUAUAAAGUUUCCUUUAAGAAAACGUGCUACACUUGAUACAUUGCAGCAAUAUUUCUGGUAGAAAAGUUGCUCACAGAUACAAACAAAAACACAGAUCAUAGUAAAAUCAAUAUAUCCCUCUAUGUUCCGAAUCUAAAAUAUAUAUUAAGUACUAUCUCAGUAAUUGGUCAUUUUUCAAAAAGCUAUAAUUUAUUUAAAAUAAGAAUUAGAUUAAUCAUUUCAUUUGUUAAAUUAUGAGUUCUAUUAAUAAACAAUAUUAUUUAAUUAUAAUAUUUAACUAAAAGUAUAGUGUUUAUAAUUAUAUUACAUUAUUCAUUAUGAAUAUAAUUGCUUUGAAAUUAUUGACAAAAAAGGUUGGCUGUGGUCUUGUUACAUUAACAAAUCUUUAGAUUUUUUUUUAAAUUUGUAUGGUUAAUUAUUUCUUUAACUAAUUUUUAUUUAGUUACACACAAAAUGGUUUGUUAAAUAUGUUAGAUAGAAAUCGAAGGAUAAAGCAACAUCCAGAAAGAUUUCAAGAGUGUAGCGAUCAAUUUACCGUAGUCAUUACUUGUGAAGAAAGAGUAUAUGAUCAAGUACUCGAAUGUAUGUUAAUAUUAACAAUUUAAUCAAUAUAAGGUAAACUAAUUGUAUCAUUAUAUUUUUGUGUUAAGAUUUUGAAAGUAUUCAAAACUUUGGCAAUAAGCCAGUGCAUCUUGUCAAUAUUGAUAUUCAAGAUAAUCACGAGGAAGCAACUCUUGGAGCUUUUCUCAUUUGCGAAUUAGUGUCAUUGGUGAGAUAAUAAAAUCAAAUAUUAAUAUAAUUUACUUUAUUUAGUAGUAUGUAUUUAAUUAUUUCAUAUUUAGUAGUUACUAUAAUUGACUAUUUAUUUCAAAUUUUCAUUUUUAUGUAGUGAUGUUGAGUUUUAUUUAGUUUCUAUCUAACUUUAACCAAAUGGAGUUAAACCAUUUAGUCUUUGAAAAUAUAAUAAGGACUAUUUGGCUUGGAAAUUAAUUCAAAUCAAUUUACAGUAUCUCAAAUAACUGUGCUUUAAAGUUAUUAUUUUUAUAAAUACAUAAAAUAAUUUAUCAUUUAAUUUUAGAAUUGGUCUAUUAUGUUGAUUAAUUAAAAUGAUUAUUCAAGUUUGUUUAAUGUGAUCACAGUGGCGGCUUUGAUAGGAUAUGUAUGACCAGUGUUAUCAUUAUAAUUUUAACACCAUUGAAGUAACACUGCAUAUAUUAACUACUACCAAUUCUAUGAUACACUGUUAGUUAGUAAUAUUAAUUUUCUGAUUGAUAAAAAUCUUUAUGCCCCCACUGUUAUUUUUAUCAUUUUUAAUAUAUUUGUCAAUAUGUUUGAAAUUACCAGGAUUUUUCAUAUUUAUUAUAUUUUAUUAAAUAAAAUAAAAUAUAUAUUAUAUAUAUUAUUACUAUGUUUCUAAAUAUUGUAUUAUUAUUUAUUAAAUAUUAUAUUUAGUAUUUUAUGUACUUUAUUGAUUUCUUUAAAAGUUAAAAAAUUUAUCUAUUUCAACAAGUUUUGAAAUAACAUUAUUUAUCCCUAACUAGAUUUUGUGAAAUAUAAUUUUUUUUUUUUGUCAAAUACCUUUCCUUUUUAACAUCUAUUGAUAUUAACCAAUUGUAUUUUAAUAUUUUUUCUUUUUCUUUUAGUUUGCCAGAAGUGAAGAUCUAGAUAAUGAUAUUGAUCAACUACUUGUUAAAUACGAAGAAAAAUGUCAACGGCCAAUUUUUCACUGUGUACUUUUCUAUUAAAAAAAAAUUGAAACUGUUUUUGCUUUGUGAAAACAUCAUAUUAAUUAAAAGUAUUUGUAUAUUAUAAAUAUGAUAUAAGGUUUAAUAUUUAGUUAAUAAUAAAAUUUCAUAUUUGUAAGUUUUUAAUUUAUUUAUUUAAAUUUUUUUAUUUUUUUCUAAUUAAUAAUUUUUAUUUUAUAGAUAGAAAUAUAUAGGAUUGUAAUACUACAUUCCUAGUGAAAUUACUUUUAAAGAACAUCACUAUCAUAAUAAGCUGGAGCAAAACCAUAUGUUCCUUUGCUCCACUCAGAAUCUACAAUUAUAUUACUUACGUUAACAAUUAUCAUAUUAUAAGUACUGAUGAUGAUGUUUUACUUGGGUAGCAAUUAAAAUUUGUUAAAAACUGAUAUGUUUCAAUAUAAUAAAAUAUUAAAUAAAAAUGUCU
Cinara cedri is the source of this 6387-nucleotide messenger RNA. NCBI's taxonomy places the organism in Eukaryota, Metazoa, Arthropoda, Insecta, Hemiptera, Aphididae. The record is from the annotation of a GenBank genome assembly.